CCCACGGAUGCCGGUGUGAGCAGUUUUCUCGUCAGAAUGAUGUUGCAAUCCUGCGGCACCAGCAGCAGAGGAAGGGAGAGCACCUUAAAGGAUGCUGUUCCUCACACCCGUGUAGAUGGGGAGGCCAUGCUGUAUGAAAACUAUCAGGUGGGUAAAAAGAUUGGAGAAGGUAGCUUUGGCAAGGUCUAUGAGGCUAGACACAAAGAAAACAGAUAUCUUCUGGCCAUCAAGAGCCUUAACAAGGAUAAGGCCUCGAGCAUGGCUUUGAAGCAGGUUGAACGAGAAGUGACCAUUUUAAAGAAGGUCAACCAUCCACACAUCAUCAACCUUAAAGAAGUGGUUGAGUCGGCCAAGCGGAUGUAUCUGGUGAUGGAGCUGUGUACUGGUGGGGAGUUGGCAGACGUACUGACCGAGAAGGGGCACUUCACAGAGGAGGAGACCAAGAUCCUCAUGACCAGGUUGUGCAGUGCAAUCUCAUAUCUGCACAAGCAUGCCAUAGUUCAUCGAGACCUCAAAUUAGAAAACAUACUGCUUGCUGAUAACCCAGAUGAUCCCAAAGACAAGCUGUACAUUAAGGUGGGGGACUUUGGACUGUCUGUGAUGAAGGGAGGGACAACAACAGAAAGUAUGAUGCAGGAUUUUUGUGGCACACCUAUAUACAUGGCUCCAGAGGUCCUGGACAACAAGACGUACAGUCAACAGUGUGACGUCUGGGCUCUUGGUAUCAUCAUGUAUUAUCUUCUCUGUGGACAUCCUCCAUUUUGUGCCAAAGAGGAAAGUGUAUUGUUCUAUCUUAUCCGCGAGGCUGAUGUGAAGUUCAGUGAUGAACUAUGGAAAGAUGUUAGUGAAGAAGCAAAAAACUGCAUAUGCCGAAUGCUAAAAGUAGAUCCUGCCCAUAGAAUAUCUGCAGCUGAAGUGCUGAAUCACUCCUGGAUUACAGGUGUGCAACAAGAUGCAAACCAGCCCACCAACGUGUUAGAGAUGAUGAGGAUGUGGAAAGACGAGCUGAAAAACAUAGAUGAUGAACCAGGCAGCAGCGUAGACAAGCCACUGACAGAUCCAGAUCAGGGUUCUUCUGGCUGCUUCAGAAGUUUGCCUGAUAUACCAAAUAGCAUGACCCUGAAGAAGACAGGGGCUGGAAAGGGAGGAACUGUAGUCACCAGUUCAAGUACAUUCAGCACUAGCAUCUCAGAAAAGGUAGAGCUGCAAAAAUCAUCAGGAGGAAAGCAAAGAGCUUCAGGUUUACUUACAACAGCAAGAAUUUCUCUAUCCAAAACAGUACGGACUUCAGGAUCCCUUAACACAGCUGUCUCUUCUAUAUCUUCAUCCAAGAACUCAGUUUCCUUCAAUACACCCAGUUCCUCCACAAGCACAGGCAGUAUUAGCGGCAUUAAAAAUGAAUCGGGAAAUGGCAUGAUGAAAAAUUCUCCAGCCAAAGUUACAAAGAACAAGAAGAAGUGACAGCAGCCUGAAGACCGAUGAAGGAACUCAGUUCUGCAGAGACUUAGCUUUCUCCUGGCAAAGGAUACUUGUCUCCGCCCAAAUGAGGGACCAAUGCACUUGACUGAAGCUUCAGUGCCAGCGUCUUAGAUGACAAUGCUGUGAUUGUGUGCCUUACAAAACAGCUUCUCCCAAAAUGAACUGUACCCAUCAUGCACUUACAGACUUUGGGAUGUUGUUUGGUCAUUUCCAGCGUUGCAUGUUAGUUAAGGCAAGCAUGUAAGGUAAUUUUCAUGAUUUUUAUUUAAGACUACUUGCUUUGGACCAUAGAUUGUUAUACACGAGGUAUGGCCAUGCCGUGACAGUGGAACAGAAUAAGUGCAACAACACUGAAGUUUCCUGCGAAAGAGCAUUCUUAUGCUUCUUUAUCGAGCGAUAUUUCGUUGCAACAGUCUGGGAAGUCACCACCAUCCUAUAUGUGAACUAAUGAGGAAACUAAUCCCUUACCCUAUCUGCUGUUUUGCUGCCUUGUUUUCACCAAGACACAAAUCAUAGCAUCCUUAUAUAAGAAUAUCAUGUUUCAGUCUGAAUCAUUCAGAACUGGAAGGGACAGCAUAUUACUAAGAUAGCUAUAUAUGAGUCAUUCUUUCACAAUGCUAAGAGCUCAUGAUUUAAAAAACAACAACAAGUUGUUGUGAUUACAUUAUUUGAUGAUUUUGUUCAUUAAUUCUUUUGUUGCUUUCCAAUGGAACUGUCAUGAGACAUGGACAUUUGAAUGACUGGAAGUCCAUUAAAGGAGUAGGGAGGUGGUGGGCCAUGCUGGGACGAGAUCACUUGUUUGGGAUACGUUUCAGAUGGCCUCUGUUUAUCACAAAGAAAGAAUCCACUCCCGUCUUAAUAAAGCGAGUGAAAUUACAGCAAAUUGUACAAGUUGUGUGGUCCUGGUGUCAAUGAAAUUGUAAUUAUGUUACUACAUUUUCGUUCAUGCAUGUGUGUCUGCUUAGAGAGUGGUAUGAACUUUUUAUUUUAAAUUGCUUCCACUCAUCAGGAUUGUGAAGAAGUUUGUUUCUUAUUUCAUUUCUAAUUUUAUAAGAGUAUCUUGUGAGAUAAUUUUUGUUAGGAAUGCUUACAACUGGCACACUGUACUUAUAUCACAGAUGAUAUGACAUUGGCUAUCUUGGCGGUACUAGGGGUAGUAAGAAUGCCUACAUUGAUGACAUAGAUCUCCGAAGUUUUAAUUUAAAAUAUUAUUUGGCAAAGAAAAUUUACAGGAGUCAUGUCUCACCUUACUUAGUGCACUCCCUCACCCACACUUUACUAAAGGCUUCAAAAGAUCUCAUAAGUGGUUAUGACAAAAAUGUUUGCAUUUUUACAAACCAAACAUUUACCUGAUGCUGGAUUUCGCUUUGUGUUAAGAAAGGCCACGGGUAAUCCUGACAAAUUGUUCUCGGUGGUUGUGCUUGUCUACCCUUCAGUAAGUUUUACUCUUCUGUUUCACUUCAAGUAGCAUGGUUUGUGGCUUUUAUUUAUUUCACUUCAUAGAUUACAGUGAACUGUUUUGUUUAGCCAUUUCUUUUUUCAGACUGUGUCCACACACACAUAAAACAAGAUGAAUGUGAACAUUAAAUAAGGUUUUUGAAAUUCAUAUGCUGAAAAGUGCAUGGAAGUAAAACAUGUACUAACUGCUUGCUUUUAAUUUUUCUAGAUCAGUUGCAGAUCAGAGAGCUGUUCUAGUCACAAAAAGAUAGGUAGAGAUGAAUGUCCAGUGAUUUUGUCAUGACAGGAAAAGGUGAAAUGAAACAUUUCUUCAUACAUUUCAGUUUCAGAAAACAUUCCUUAAGUUGAAUUUAAACCAUUAUGCAACCAUAAAUUUUACUGCUGAAAAAAAAAACCCAAUUUGAAUGGACUCGAUAAUAUUAAAAAUGUCUAGCUAAUAUUUUAUAAAACAUUUUUUCAUUCUUCUAAGAAACCUUUUAUUCAUGUAGCUUUUUAAAUUGUUAUACUGUUUCACUGUGAUGUCGAAGGAACCAGGUCAUCUGUGAUUAUGCUUUAUUUUAAAAGUCUGAAUGUGAUAACUUUAUGCAACUUCACUUGGACAUCUUGUUACUUUUGAGAGCUGUUCUUGAGAGGAUAAAAUGCAGUUGUGAAUUGAAGUUAACAAGACAAGGUAUGAAAGUCAGCAUUCCUUUGGACAGUGAAUGUGGAAGACAGCAAACAAGUUUAAAAUUCAUGGCUGUAUCAGCAAUUGCAGGGCGAGUGUAAAGUACCUCUGUACCAUACAUUACUUAUAAAUUUUGCAAAUAGCACCACAUUUGCAUGAAAAAAAUAUAUUGUGAUCCCUAAAGUGGUAGAAUUUCAUUGCUGAUUUCUGCUUUUAUUUGUAUUUACGGAAGAUUGUGAUCAUCGGAUAAAGUUUGAAGAGACUAUGUCUGCUUGGUAUGCAGACUGGCCCCAGUUGUGGUCCAUGAUUGACCAGCAAGAAGCCCUGAUCUCACGUCAUAUGCAAUUUUCUUUGAGGGUAGGUGAAGGAUGAGGUUUACUGCACCAAACCAAAAUAUCUGGCUCAGUUGGAAGAUCACAUUUGGCAAGUUCUGGCUAACAUAUCAUAUAAAUUCCUACUGUUGUCAAGGAUAUUUCCAGAUGUUUGCAAAGACUGGUGGACAGUGCUGGUACCUGUGUGGAAUUUUAACAUUCCAGACAAGUUCUACCAUUUUACUGUUCCACUACAUUUUAUUAAUAAUUAAUAAAGUUAUCAACAGAUUUAAAUUAACUUUCUUUCCACUGACCCAGAUUGUUACAAAACUAUUAAGUAAAGAGACUUUGGCCCAUCAUUUGAAAUAGAAUUGUAGGCUGAUUUUAAUACUUUGAUGUUACAAAAAAAGUUUCUUGAAAUAUAACUUGCAAUUAAUAUUGCUGCAUAUGCCUUUAAGAUUUCCUAUGAUGUUUCAUGCAUGCCAUUUGGAAACUACAUUGAUAGGAUCCACGCUGUGCCUUUGCAACAUAAUUUAUGCCCAGUGCCAACUUCCUUUCCCUUUGCUUAUUCAGAUGAAAAGGAAGUAAGCAAUAGGCUUAGCCACCUGUAGAAUGUUUUAACCCAGUCUUGGCUCAUUUACCUGCUGAUAGUGUGCAGUGUUUUAUGCUCAGAAAGAGACCUCAUCCUAUAUGAUUAAUCGGUUUAGAUAUUUUGCACCAAAGGUGUCUGUAAAACCUGUUUGGCUGGAUCUUCAGUUUUUACAGUACUUUUGAAAAAUGUGCCCUAUUUUUCAGUUUCAUGAUCAAAGAUGAUUAUGAACUAGAUUUUCCUGGCUCCUUGCAUUUUAUUAAAUGUUAUUCACUGAAACCCGGCCUUGUUCUCCACCUUUUUCGGCAAGAUUAUUUUGCAAGAGCUCAAAACUCUUGCCUGUAUCUAGAUGGUGUUAUGGAGCAUACAUCGUGGCUCUUUUUCCUAUUUUAAAAAACUGUCCCCAAAGACCUGGCUUUGGUGGGCUUUUUAUUUUUGGCAGGUUUUCCCCGUCUUUUUUUGCUUUUCUUCUUUCACAGAAGACUACCAUAUUGAUGCUCAUUUUCUUUUUCUUUAAUAAACUGAUUUUUCUAAAAGUGAGCUUACAGAGGUCUUUUUAGAUGCAGAUACCUUAAUGCAGGUAAAAUCUGCCUUGUGCUUCAAAUCGUGCCAAAGUGCACUUCUGAUGUUUGGAAAGCAUGGUCAUAUUCCUUACUCAUUUACUUUGUUGCAUUUUAUAGAAUUAGUUGGGUUUUUUUUUAAACUUAGGGGUUGAUGCUGGUGCUUGGCAAGUUUUAAAAGGUAGAAGCUUUAUAUGUACAAAGCGACCCACUUUGUUAUAGUUUAUAUUGCGAGUACAUCAGCUAUGUUAUAGUAUGCAAAAUGUCAUUUUAAUCAUUGUUUACUGUGUGCAAUGUGUAUUGCAACCAUAACAUAUAUGCAAAGUGAACUUUAUUUUCAAUUAGCACAGAUAGUUUUGCAAUAGUUGAAAGUGCUGCACUUACCAAGCAAAUUCAACACUCAGUUUUAUCAAUGCCUUAAAAAAAACCACUUGAUUUAUAUUUUAACAGUUUUAGUUUUCAGAUGAUAAAAGUGAGGAAGUAUAUAGUGAGGGCAAGACAGAAUCUAGUACUGUCACUUAUUAUUGAGAAACUUGCAUCUCGUGCACGACUAUUUUGCUUUUAAGUUAAAGAGGAAAUUGAUAUUUAUGCGAUGACAUCAGUCCUACAAAUAAAGCCUGACCAACACCAUCACAUUUCAGAAAAAAUGCAAGCCCUAUUUUGGGGGGUCCUUUCCUGCCAUAUUACAUAAUUUUAAAGUGUUUUGUGCUUAGUCCUGCAUUUUGACAACAAAAAAGAGCAAGUUAACUUUGAGUAAAAUAUUUCAUUUUGCCCUUUUAUUGACAGCAGUGUAUUAUGUAUCCUAUUUGUCGAGUUUUAAAAAUCGGGCAGCAGUUAAUGCAUUUACAUGGUCGCCAUUCGCACUGCAAGAAGAAAAAUACAAGGAUCUGUUCAUCUCGUAUUUAUUGUCAAUGAAUAUGUAAGAUGAGAUUAAGGGAAGAGCCCUGGUUAAAGAUUUCAAGUUCUGUAUUAUCAGUUUUAGAAUUUUGUUUUCUUACCAACAUCUUGGAGAAGAAAUUCUGCCUUAUGUUGACACAAUAAAUUGGAUAUGAUUGUA
Messenger RNA from Pomacea canaliculata, 6118 nucleotides. Its product is annotated as serine/threonine-protein kinase 33-like. The coding region runs from base 37 to 1461 and encodes 474 amino acids. Gene Ontology annotation, biological process: protein phosphorylation. The transcript has 13 exons. NCBI's taxonomy places the organism in Eukaryota, Metazoa, Mollusca, Gastropoda, Architaenioglossa, Ampullariidae. The record is from RefSeq and is a predicted model, not a curated record. Gene Ontology annotation, molecular function: ATP binding; protein kinase activity.